AUGACAACACUCGGUCUGGGUCCGCUUUGUGCAGAAUGCAUAAGCAUUGUCAAGGAAAUUCCACCUAUGCUGCUGUUUGGGCUUUUAUUCUCUUGUCUAUUAGGACUACUUAGUCUAGCCUAUAUUCUCCUCCUGAUCAUAGCACCGGCUCCGCGAGCACCGUUCCCCGAAGAGAAGCAGUACAAAGCCAUUUUGGAAGAUGGGUCUGUUGCAAAAGAGCAACAGCUACCCUGCUGGCGAGAUAAGAUCAAUCUUGACACGUACAAGCGGUCGGAUCUCGAGGAACCAACACUUUUCAUGUCCGUUGUUAUACCAGCGUAUAACGAAGAGAAGCGACUCCCUGGCAUGUUGGAGGAGGCUGUCAAUUAUUUAGAGCGUACAUAUGGGACAUCACAACUAUCAAGCCAAGCAGAGAAAGUAAAAGCUAGUGCGCUACAGUCGUUAGAGAACGAAGAUCAAAAUGGUACCCGGCUUCGGCAAAAGGUAAACGGCAAGACGGGAUCUCUUACCGAUAAACAUGCAAAUUCACCGUUAACAGGCUGGGAGAUAUUGAUUGUCUCUGAUGGUUCAACUGAUAAAACCGUGGAAACGGCGUUGGGCUUUGCUAAAGAUCACCAGCUCUCGGUUCAUCCAAAGGGCCAUGCAGGGCCAUGGACCCCGAAAUCGAAAGAAGGCGUAAAAAUCCCUGCUGGAAGUAUACGGGUCAUUGAAUUGACGCAAAACAGGGGAAAGGGAGGAGCGGUGACGCAUGGCAUGCGUCAUGUUCGAGGACAAUAUGCCAUCUUUGCCGAUGCGGAUGGGGCAAGCAACUUCAACGAUCUCGGUAAAUUGGUGGAAGCGUGCCAGAAAAUAGAAGAUUCUGAUCACCGUGUCGUGGCCGUGGGGUCAAGAGCACAUCUUGUAGGAAGUGAUGUUGUUGUUAAGCGCUCUAAGCUCCGAAACUUUCUAAUGCACUCCUUCCACCUAGCACUCCGCCUUCUCACACCCCCGGCAACUGCUAGAAUUAACGACACCCAGUGCGGCUUCAAACUGUUCUCUCGGGCAAGUCUACCAUAUAUUAUACCCUACAUGCAUUCAGAAGGCUGGAUCUUCGAUGUUGAAAUGCUCAUGUUGGCCGAGUUCGCCAACAUUCCCGUCGCUGAGGUACCUAUCGGAUGGAAGGAGGUGUCCGGUAGCAAGCUGAGUGUUGUCUGGGAUAGCUUGGGUAUGGCCUAUGGAUUGGCUAUACUUCGAGCUGCAUGGGGCUUUGGCGUUUAUACACGCGCUGGAGCUUAA
Molecule: messenger RNA, 1275 nt
Organism: Microsporum canis CBS 113480
Lineage: Eukaryota; Fungi; Ascomycota; Eurotiomycetes; Onygenales; Arthrodermataceae
Product: dolichyl-phosphate beta-glucosyltransferase
Exons: 3
Coding region: 1-1275 (424 amino acids)
Cellular component (GO): endoplasmic reticulum membrane
Source: RefSeq, a predicted model, not a curated record